Molecule: messenger RNA, 1243 nt
Organism: Micromonas commoda
Lineage: Eukaryota; Viridiplantae; Chlorophyta; Mamiellophyceae; Mamiellales; Mamiellaceae
Exons: 1
Coding region: 19-1137 (372 amino acids)
Cellular component (GO): chloroplast
Molecular function (GO): phosphatase activity
Source: RefSeq, a predicted model, not a curated record
CGCCCCGCGGUCGGCUGUAUGAGGGCCGCGAGUCGCGUAGCCCCCGCGUGCACCACCGCCGCCCUCGCCAGCGUGUCGUCCACGGCAACCACCGCCACGCGCGGGUCAGUCGCGAUGGCCGCCAGCGCCGACGACCUCGAAAUGAUCCCGGGCGUCAGGCGCCUGGCCGAGACAAAGCGCGUGUGGCUCCUCGACCAGUUCGGCGUGCUGCACGACGGGGUCACCGCCUACCCGGGCGCCGUGGACGCCGCGCGCAGGCUGCACGAGUCCGGCGCAAAGCUGUACGUGAUAUCCAACUCGUCCAGGCGAUCCACGAACACGCUCCAGAAGCUCGCGCCCAUGGGCUUUGACCCCUCGUGGUUCUCCGGGGUGGUCACGAGCGGCGAGGUGACGCACCAGAUGCUCGCGUCGCGCGGCAAGGGAUCCACCAGCGACGGCGAGGAGAGCGAUUCCGACGACGAGUUCUGGGCGUCGCUCGGUAAGAAGUGCGUGCACUUCACCUGGUCCACACGCGGCGCCAUCCCUCUCGACGGCUUGGAUCUGGAGACGGUGACUGAUCCGGAGGAGGCGGAUUUCCUCCUCGCGCACGGCACCGAGGCCAUCAACGGCGCGGGGACCAACGACGAGCAGCGCGCGGCGGGGUGCGUAGACACUCCCCUCGAGGACAUGCGCAAGGUUUUGGAGCGCGCCGCCGCACGAAACCUGCCCCUCAUCGUCGCCAACCCCGACGUCGUCACCGUUGGCGGCGACGCGGGUUUGCUCCCGAUGCCCGGCACACUCGCCAGGUGGUACGCCGAGAUGACCAACCACGGCGCGGUUCGUCUGAUGGGCAAGCCCGAUCGCAUCAUAUACGACCGGGUGUUGGAGAUGACGGGGCUGGAGGCGAGCCCGGAGGAGGCGAUCGCGGUCGGGGACUCGCUCGAGCACGACGUUGCGGGCGCCAACGACGCGGGGGUGGAGAGCGUGUUCGUGUGCGGCGGCAUCCACGCGAAGGAGCUCGGGAUGCGAAGGGUGGCGUCGGCGGCGGAGGUCGGGGACGGGAGCGGCGUCGCGCCGCCGGACAGGGAGAAGGUGCUGGAGGCGGCGGAGGAGCACGAUUGCGAGCCCGACUACGCGGUGCCGGUGUUCGUGUGGUGAGCGCGAGGGGCAGGCUCGGGGGAGGAGCCAACGGGGACAAAGGACGACGCUCAUCGCCAUAUAGCCGCCUUAUUACGUUAUUCACACAUGCAUCGAAGCGCCGCUU